CGCCUUUUGUCCUUUUUAAAAUAUAAAUAUAAAUAUGUGCAAGUUAUUUCAAAAAAACAUGCGUUACUUCUACUACAGUUGAAGUCCAAUUUCCAAAUCUCCAAAUUCACCACUGUGCGAGGUAACACCAAUGGAAAACCCCACAAUUCAUCAGAUCAAACAGAACCUUGUCCGCCAUUGCAGAAUGACUCGAUCUCCAUCACUCGCAAAACCCUAGACCCAUUCUUCCCUCCAUUUCAAUGUCUCCCACAUUAAAGCAAAUCCUCUUCCUAUCCUUCUUCCCCUGCUUCUUGCUCUACAUCAUAUUCCUCCUCUCCCUCCGCCCCCGCGCCCAGUUCCGCCUGCCGCCCACCGUCCCUCCGCGCAACGGGCCGCCGCCCCGAAUAGCCUACUUUGUCUCCGGCACCAACAACGACGGCUCCAGGAUCUUCCGGCUGGUCCUGGCCGCGUACCAUCCGAGGAACUACUACCUGCUCCAUCUUGACCAGGCCGCGUCGGGGAGACAGAGGGACGAGCUCGCGCUGAUGGUGGAUUCCGUGCAGGUCUUUGCUGCCGCUGACAAUGUCAAGGUCGUUGGGAAGGCUGACGCCGUCAAUUGCGACGGAUCUUCGCCUCUGGCAUUGGUCCUUCACGGCGCUGCUGUUUUGCUCCGGUGGAGGAACGAUUGGGAUUGGUUCAUUAACCUCGAUGCAUAUGAUUAUCCUGUAAUUCCUCAAGAUGAUUUUCUCCAUGCCAUGUCUGUUAUUCCAAGGAGUUACAACUUCAUGGUGCAUAGUACAAAUGCCAGUUCACUAGAUUCCCAAGUGAUUAUGGAUAUUAUUGUUGAUCCUCGCCUCUACCUUCUUACAAAGGGGAAAAUGUUUACAGGCAACAAAAAACGUGAAGUGCCAGAUGCUUUUAAAAUACUUAUGGGCUCUCCACAUGUAAUUCUAAGCCGCAAGUUCAUUGAAUAUGCAAUCCAAGGAUGGGAAAAUCUGCCAAGAGUGCUCCUAUUAUACUUCUCAAACACCAGGGCUCCUCACAAAGGCUACUUCCAAACCCUCGCUUGCAACUCUAAAGAUUUCUCAAGCACCCUCAUAAACUCAAACAUGCGUUCCACCGUUUUUGACAGUACUUAUCAGAUAGACCUCACAAAGUCCAUAGUUUUAGAUGUCAAUGCAAUGCAGGGAGUUGCUGCUUUUGUUGAGAAUGUGUCCGGAGACAAUAAGUUAUUGGAUGUGAUUGAUUCGCAAAUACUUCAACGGAGCCAACGGAUGGUCUCGCCCGGGGGAUGGUGCUUGGGAUGGUCAGACUGGGGCCGGGACCCGUGUCUCCAAUGGGGCGACCCUCUAAUUCUCAGACCGGGGCCCGCUGCUGAAAGAUUCGAGAAACAUCUUCUGAAUUUGAUUGGGAAUGAGACAAUCGGGUCAAGCAGAUGUGAUCAAUAGCCGAUCUCCAAUUCGCCAUCAUACCUCUGGGUUUGGCGUCUCUUCCAUUUUUGUUUACUGGCUAUGAUUGAUCUACCGGAGAACACAAUUUUUUUCUUGUGGGUUGUGAGUUGUGACACACAAGUGGCAUGGCAAGUGUAUCAUGGAAAUUGUAGAUAAACCAUACUAGAAUGUAGUAGUCAAACAUUUAACAAACAUGGUGUAUUCUA
Cuscuta campestris is the source of this 1636-nucleotide messenger RNA. NCBI's taxonomy places the organism in Eukaryota, Viridiplantae, Streptophyta, Magnoliopsida, Solanales, Convolvulaceae. The record is from the annotation of a GenBank genome assembly.